CAAAUAACGGUUUGUUUUGAACAGUUCAUAUUGAGAUUUAACGGAAAAAUAUUUUUCAAAUAUUCGCCAAAAAAAAUAUAAAUUGUGACAAAAAAUCAUUUAAAAAUAAAAGAAUUUCGUUUUUUGUGCGGCCUAAAACAAGAACAACGGCAAAGCAGUAGCACAGCAAAAUCAAUUAACGAAACCGUAAGACAGCAACGCUAACCACAAGUAUUUUAACAGCAUUCACUGUAACAGCAACAACAACAACACCGACAACACCAACAACAGCUACUUACUAUACAAAAACAAUAAUAAAAAUAUAAGGCUAAUAAAUAGAAUAGCAAAAAUAGAUUCAAAUGAAGCCUGACACCGUCAUAAGCGUUUGCUUUGCUCUGGCAACGAUCUGUGCUUGCAACAGUUGGUUAGUGAGCGCCUUUGUUGCCUCGUCACCGUCGGCUCAGUCAGUAGGAACGCUGUCGCAGUCCACUGUUGGGAAAAAUGUUGCCGCUGAACUAAUGGCGGCAUAUCCGGCCGCAACAUAUAUGAACGCAGCCACCGGAAGUGUCUCGUUUCAACCGCACGAUUCUGGGGAGCUUAAUGAGCGUGCAGUAUAUGAUCCUGGCGAUGAAUUACUCCGUGCUUUAAAUGCCGAAAUUGCGGCGAGUGGACAAGAUUUGGGUACUUUACCAGAGGAGCCAGAUUAUGCGGACACAGUUUUCAAUGAAUUGGAGGUAGCAAGUAAAUUUGACAUGCUACGUAAGUUGGAAGAUGAUUUACGUGAAGAACAGGAUAUUGUUAGCAAGUCCGCUGUUUUAAUGAAACUAUUGGAGGAUCCAACUAUCGAAGUAUUGCCACUUGUCUAUGUUGAGGAAGAUCCCGUUGAAGACGCUAAUAAUAUAUUAUUUCCCACUGGUACAGGCAUGACCAAGCGUUCUCGCUAUUACCGUCGUUAUCCUUGGAAACGACACAAUAGAAAUCGUAGCACAUAUGAGCCGGAAUUGCGUUAUGCUUGCACACCAACCAAGGAGGAUGUCUUCAAGCUUUUGGUGAAUUUACACGAGAACCGAAAGGGCAACCAUAGCAAGACAGUUAACUUCUGCAAUCGUAAACGUCCCGCUAAGGCCAUAUUCACAAAUAUAAGAUUUUUGGGUUAGGCAGCAAAUGCAGAAGAAGCAUGGAAAACACAGAUUCAUUUGAAAAAAAAAAACAUAAAUAAAUUUUCGAAAAAUAUUGAUUUAUUAAAUUUUAAAUAUAUUAUA
Messenger RNA from Teleopsis dalmanni, 1241 nucleotides. RefSeq lists its product as uncharacterized. The coding region runs from base 339 to 1136 and encodes 265 amino acids. NCBI's taxonomy places the organism in Eukaryota, Metazoa, Arthropoda, Insecta, Diptera, Diopsidae. The record is from RefSeq and is a predicted model, not a curated record. The transcript is spliced from 5 exons.